UUGCCUGGCAUGGGGGGCAUACCUCCCCCUCCACCCCCAUUGCCUGGCAUGGGGGGCAUACCUCCACCUCCAUUGCCCGGCAUGGCAGGAGAGCAUAUAGAAGCUGUGGUGGCCUCCCAGUUCAGCUGCCCUCUUGGGUUGGGCAGGCCUCCCCACAAGACAGUGAAGACACCAACGUUGAGAAUGAAGAAGCUGAACUGGCAGAAGCUGCCCUCCAAUGUGGUGAGAGAAAGUCACUCAAUGUGGGCUUCAGUGAGCAGCAGCAGCGAGGAAACUAUAGAGCCCAAUUACACAAGCAUAGAGCAGCUCUUUUGCUUUCCACAACUAACACCCAAGGAGAAAACAGCAGCACCAGUGAAGGCAGAACCAAAGGAGAUCACAUUUUUGGACUCCAAGAAAAGUCUCAAUUUGAACAUAUUUUUGAAGCAAUUUAAAUGCUCCAAUGAAGAGGUGGCUUGCAUGGUCCAGAAUGGGGACCGGACCAAGUUUGAUGUUGAGGUUCUGAAGCAGUUGCUGAAGCUGCUGCCUGAAAAGCAUGAGAUAGAAAACCUGAAGGCCUUCAAAGAAGAGAAAUCAAAACUAGCAAACGCAGAUCAAUUUUAUCUUCUUCUCCUUCAGAUUCCAAGCUACCAGUUGCGCAUUGAAUGUAUGCUGAUCUGUGAAGAGACCACCGUUGUGCUGGACAUGAUUCAGCCAAAAGCUGAAGCCAUCCGGAGAGCCUGUGAAGAUCUUCUGAACAGUCAUCGCCUGCCACUUUUCUGUCAACUGAUUCUCAAAGUUGGAAACUUCCUGAACUAUGGAAGUCACACAGGCGAUGCCGAUGGGUUUAAAAUCAGCACUUUACUCAAACUAACGGAAACCAAAGCAAACCAAACCCGCAUUACACUGCUGCACCAUAUUCUGGAGGAAGUAGAAAACAGCCACAAGGACCUACUGGAACUGCCAAAGGAUCUUGAAUAUGUUUCAAAAGCAGCAGGAAUUAAUCUUGAUAUUAUACGCACGGAGUCCAGUACCAAUUUAAAGAAGUUGCUGGAGCUUCAGCGAAAGGUUGUAUCAUCAAAUGACGAUGUGAAACAACAGUAUGAGAAACCUAUCCAGGAUAGCAUUGAUGCCUCCAGAAAGCUGGAAGAAGAAUUUGAAACCAUUGAAAGGAAGAGAGAAGAACUUGCAAAUUAUCUCUGUGAAGACCCAAGCAAGUUGUCCUUAGAGGACGUAUUUAGCACGAUGAAGACCUUCAGAGAUCUCUUCAUCCGAGUCCUGAAGGAGAACAAGGACAGAAAGGAGCAAGCUGCCAAAGCAGAGAAGAGGAAGAAACAGCUGGAAGAGGAAGAGGGGAAAAGACAGAAGGGAGAAAACGGAAAAGUCAUUAAGAAGGGGGUGGUGAAGCAGGAGGAGGUGUGUGUCAUCGAUGCGCUGCUAGCCGACAUAAGGAAAGGGUUCGCGCUGAGAAAGACGAAGAACAGACACGAGUCAGAUGCAAUUCCUAAAACCUUGCCUGCAGAAGGCCCAGAGGAGAGCCAGUCUGGAAACAGCAUUAAGGAUCCACAAGCAGCCGGAGAGCAGAUGGAUGAUAAGACCAAGCAAAACAACGAUGGUCAUCCCUCAGAAAGCACUUCCCCAUCAAACACUGCCCUGAUGGAGGUGGGUGGAGAUGUUACAGAUGCUUCAGCUUCAAACCAGGUGUUCUCUAAAAACAAUGCUGAAGGAGAUUUGCCACCAGAGACCCAGACAGAAAGCCCCUCAGUAAGCUUGGUGGAAGCUGACAGCGCCGGUCAGCCCAUGCCAGGCACUGGGAUGGAGCAGGCAGACAGCUGGGCAAGCCUCCAGCCAAGCACAAAGAGCUGUUCCACUGCUUUCUCUACUGCUAACAUGGGCACAGGGAUAACAUUUGUGAGCAGUAGUUCGGCCACUACCCUGAGAGACCAACUCAGAUGGACCAGCGGGGCCAUCUCAGAAGGCCAGGACAAGGAAUGCCCAGCUGAUGGCUUGGAGAGCUAUGGGCUCGCGCAGGAGCCAGAAACCCAGCUGAGCAAGAGCAGGGUCGACCCUGGCAGUACUCAGUCUGCUCUCCAUGAGGCUCAUCAAGCAGAGUCAAAAGAGAUGGCAAAGGAAAAUGAAGACCCUGGUGCAGACUCGCUGUUGGACACCUCUCAAGAGAAGUCCUUCUCAGAGGAGCCAGCCACUGACUCCUCUUGUUCAGCAACACUUACUCCAGAGCAAACUCACGCCGACAGGGAAAAGCAGAGGUCAUCUGGGAAAAGGAGGAAGAAGAAGAGGCACAGCAAAAGCUACUCAGCAGAGGUUGAGACUGAUACUGGAGAUAAUAAAACAAAAAAAGAUUGUGUGGUACAAUGA
Nestor notabilis (Kea) is the source of this 2355-nucleotide messenger RNA. RefSeq names its product inverted formin-2-like. The annotation marks the transcript as partial. Gene Ontology annotation, molecular function: actin binding. The record is from RefSeq and is a predicted model, not a curated record. The transcript has 15 exons. Lineage: Eukaryota; Metazoa; Chordata; Aves; Psittaciformes; Psittacidae.